Macrobrachium nipponense is the source of this 1862-nucleotide messenger RNA. Its product is annotated as probable 28S rRNA (cytosine(4447)-C(5))-methyltransferase. The transcript is spliced from 11 exons. Lineage: Eukaryota; Metazoa; Arthropoda; Malacostraca; Decapoda; Palaemonidae. Gene Ontology annotation, molecular function: rRNA (cytosine-C5-)-methyltransferase activity; RNA binding. Gene Ontology annotation, biological process: maturation of LSU-rRNA; rRNA base methylation. Gene Ontology annotation, cellular component: nucleolus. The coding region runs from base 102 to 1796 and encodes 564 amino acids. The record is from RefSeq and is a predicted model, not a curated record.
CCGAAUUACUACUACUAAUACGACGCACGCUGUGUCUAAGUCCAAGUUGUUACACUGCAUAGGCCCGGAAUUAUUCUUCUUUUAUUGAAUAAUACAGAAAAAUGGGGAGAAAAGCUGGUUAUGACUCGAAGCCCAAGAAAGGUCCUGGAAGAAAAUCACGGAAACAGGCAGAACCAGUGUUUCCCUCUUCUGGAGAUGAGGAAUCCAAGAAGCUGAGUCGUCAUCAGCGUCAAAGAGCUAAAAAACGAGUGCUGAACAGAAACGAAAGUGAAGAACGCCCAGCAAAACUACAGAAAAAGAAUCAGAAAUUGCAAACGAAAGAAGAUAUUGAUGACACUGAUAGCGAUCAAGGUUUUGACAGUGAUGAUGAAAACCAGGUCACCUCUACUGUAGAAGAUAAAGAUUUACCGCUUACUAAGAAAUCCAAGAUGAAUAUUUUUGGUGAUAGUGAUCAAGAAGAGGAAAGUGAAGGUGAAGAAACAGAUGAUUAUGGAGUUGAUGGUGGGAGUGAUGAAGAUGAGGAUGAUAUCAUUAAACAAUCAAAGAAACUGGAGAAAAAGAAGAAAGCUGAAGAGGAAGCUGAAGAUGCCUAUAUGGAAGAAACAGCAGGCAAAAUGGCUGUUGAUAUUCCUACCCUUGAAGAAGUAGAAGAGGAACUGAAGGGAGAUAAAGUUGAUCUUCCCACAGUUCUUUCUCGCAUCAAAGAUACAGCAUAUGUGCUUGCUGAUUUUAGUAAAAGGCGAGAUCCAAAUCGCAGUCGAUCUGAAUAUAUGGCGAUAUUCUUAAAAGAUCUGUGCUUGUAUUACUCUUAUAAUGAGUUCUUGAUGGAAAAGUUAAGUGAACUUUUCAGUCCCUCUGAACUCUUGGAGUAUAUUGAAGCUAGUGAACUUCCAAGACCUGUUACUAUACGUACAAGCACGUUAAAGACUAGACGGAAAGCUCUUGCAGCUGCUCUCAUAGCCCGGGGAAUUGAUGUAGAUGUCAUUGGUUGGUCAAAAGUAGGGCUAGUGGUUAUGCGCACAGCUAGUAAUGCCACUCUUGGUGCAACGACUGAGUAUCUGGCUGGCCAUUACAUGAUACAGGGUGCUGCUAGUUUUCUUCCUGUUAUGGCAUUAGCUCCAAAGGAAGGAGAAAAGAUUUUGGAUAUGUGUGCUGCUCCAGGUGGAAAGACUACUCACAUAGCUGCCAUCAUGCGUAAUUCAGGAAUGCUCGUAUGCAAUGAUUUACACAGAGACCGUGUGAAGGCCCUUGUUGGUAAUUUGCACAGGAUGGGUAUUACAAAUGCCACCAUCACAUGUAAAGAUGGGAGAACUUUUCCCAAGAUGAUGCCUCUUUUCUUUGACCGAGUCCUUCUGGAUGCACCUUGUUCAGGUACGGGAGUUAUCAGCAAAGAUCAGGGUGUCAAGACAAGAAAAGACCUCAAAGACAUCCAGAGGUGUGGUCAUUUGCAGAAGGAGCUGCUCCUUGCUGCAAUUGAUGCCACUCAUAAGUUUGAUGGUCAGAGUGGUUACAUUGUGUAUUCAACCUGUUCAGUUUUGAUUGAUGAAAAUGAAAGUGUGAUUGAGUAUGCACUUCAGAAGAGGCAUGUAAAAUUGGUUCCAACAGGCCUGGAUAUUGGGAAGCCUGGAUUCGUUAACCACAGAGAAAAAAGAUUUAAUCCUUCAAUGCAUCUCUGUAAAAGACUCUACCCUCACACAUACAAUGUUGAUGGAUUCUUUGUUGCAAAAUUAAAGAAGCUUGCAAAUGGUGUUAAGAAUGCUGCAGAGGAGGAUAGUAUGAGUGGAGGAGCGUCAUGAAUUUGUUAACCUCAUACACAUGAAGUUUAUAUUAAUUUUUUGACAAAUAUAAGUGAUAGAAUUCCA